UUUACCAAGCCGAACGGCCCAUUGGUUUUACUUCGCUCUUAAGUUGCCGUGUUUCUUCUCCUCGUCGACUAACAAAAGGAAUUUUGAAGCUAAACAAAAUUUCCAGGAAAAUUCACUACAUUUCAUUUAAGGGAAACCAAACAUAGCCGAUUCCGACCACCAUGUGGGUGCAGAUUCUUUGCGGUCUCGUAAUUUACAAACUGUUCAAGCGAAUUUUCUGCGGUGACGAUGUUUUGGACAUCGAAACCUCCGAUUCUAUUGCGAUUUUCUCGGUUGCAAAUAGAUUAGAGAAGCUUUAUGGAGGUAAGGCACACGUGGGGCUCCGAAUUCCGGAUCCGGAUACGGGUUCGAGACAGAAUAUAGAUAUUGUUCUUGUUACUAAGGGGGAGGCCGUGGUGGUUUCUGUGAAGAAUUUUUCGGGAUUUGUAUCAAUCAAUGGAGAUGGCAGCUGGGUUUGUGAAGGCCAGCAUGGCCACAGAGCACAGCAUUAUCCUGACCCUGUGGAGGAAGUUAAAAAACAAGCUUCAGUUCUUGAAUCAUAUCUUGAACAAAGGGGAGUCGCCUUGCCAGAAGGAUAUUUCUCUUACAAAGUGAUACUUCCCAAUCCAAAAUUUUGCUCCAUUUAUUCAGGCAAUUUUCCGCCCGAGGUCAUUACCUUUGAGCAGUGGACACUAUUGAAACCAGAACAAAAAAAUAUGCUAUCUGGCUGGAUUAAGGGUGCCUUUAGUGGUGGAAAAAAAGAGAUGCAGGAAUCUAUUAAUCAGCAACUCAAUUUCAUUCUUGGCACAGCUCCAAUCUGGGACAGGUUGGAAAUUAAAGGUAAUAAAUAUGUCCUAGGGGAAUUUCUCGAAUUUAAAGGGAAACAAGAAGAUACACAGGCUUUGAGAUCUGUCAAAAGAUCGAAAGUGAGUCGUCUAGUCAUCCAAAAGACAAGUAUGUUUGGAUUAGCUCCUUCACGCCUCCAAGUUUUGUACUGUCCUCGUGACUACCGAAGUGAAGGCAUGUCAACUUCUGAGUGGAAGGAAGUAACUGUGAGAUCAAGUACUGAAGUUAUAUUUCAACCACAAGAUUCUAGCAAAGUCCGGAAAUUCAAGCUCUCUUCGAUUCUCUCGAUGCAACUGAGUGCCUGAAGAUGUUUUUUUCUUGAGUUUGAAAUCUAUAUUGUUUACCGUUUUGUGCACUUGAACCUUAAUCCUUUUCGGUACAAUCUAAGAUAUCUUGUAAAUAUUUAUCUGGGAGACAGAAUGAAAAUUUAUUUAAUGUCAUUUGAAGAAAAGUUAACAUGAA
Mangifera indica (mango) is the source of this 1287-nucleotide messenger RNA. RefSeq lists its product as uncharacterized. The record is from RefSeq and is a predicted model, not a curated record. NCBI's taxonomy places the organism in Eukaryota, Viridiplantae, Streptophyta, Magnoliopsida, Sapindales, Anacardiaceae. The coding region runs from base 162 to 1130 and encodes 322 amino acids. The transcript has 7 exons.